CGUGGCGAUGACUGUAGUGAACGCGCAUCGCGUGUUUGACGUCACUGAAGCGCCUUGGCUCUCCAGAGCCGCUGGUACUGCUGGUAAAAGAUGGGAAAAUAUGAUAGCUAUAUAACGAAUAACUAAGAGAAAAUGACCGUUUGUGCUCCUGAUUUCAAUUUGUCACACCAUUCUAUACAGACGCCGAAUUGACCUCUACAGGACAGACAAUAAGAUUGGUGACAUACGUUUGGAUCACUGGAAGGCAGCUUUAGUUGGAAGACAAAAUAUUACCGGUUGUUUCUUGUUGAAAUCUAAAGUCCACGAUUCAGUUACGAUUUUAACCAAACUAUUUAAGGAAACAUCACUCAAGCUUUAGACCUUCCAUUCCAAGAGUUCCAUUCUUCUAUUUAGCAGAAGAUGUAUGGCAGUGCCCGCUCUGUUGGCAGGGGGGAGGCCAACCACAGCGGUGGAAGAGAUGGAGGAAGUAGCACUAACCAGGGAUCUGGCCGUUCACCUCGCCUUCCUCGCUCCCCACGAAUGGGCCACCGUCGCACCAACAGUACAGGUGGUAGUGGAGGGGGCCCUGGAGGUCCUGGAGGAAAGACCCUUUCCAUGGAGAACAUCCAGUCCCUCAAUGCGGCUUAUGCAACUUCAGGACCAAUGUACCUGAGUGACAAUGAGGUUGGCAUGACAGACCACAUCCCAAAGAGUGGUGGGACGAUGACGACUAUGGGGAGACAAAGGGUGACCUACGGCUCAAGGAGCAGCAACAGUGGAGGCGUGGCAGCCAGCACCCCCAACAUUGCCACCUCAGUGCCCACAAAUCCAUUGCUGCCUGGCGGGAUGAUAAGCGGCGAUGCACUUGCUUUUGGGGACCACCAUAUGUCCUCCACUGUGCCCCACUCUCUGAGACAGGCCAGGGAUAACACCAUACUGGACCUACAGGCCCAACUCAAGGAGGUAUUGCGUGAGAACGAACUGCUGCUGAGAGAGGUUGAAAUGAAGGAGAGCAAACUAAGCUCCUCCAUGAAUUCCAUCAAAACCUUCUGGAGCCCCGAGCUGAAGAAGGAACGAGCUCUGCGGAAAGAUGAGGUGUCCAAGAUCUCUGUGUGGAAAGAACAAUACCGCAUCGUUCAGGACGAAACACAGCAUCUCCAGAUGACUGUGCAGGCCCUCCAGGAUGAGCUCCGGGUCCAGAGGGAUCUCAACCAGCUGCUACAGCAGGACCCAGCCCUCCAUGGCCGGGACCUGGCCUUGGUGGCGGAGCCCACCGAGGAGAACUACCGCCGGCUGCACACGGAGCACGAGCGGCAGGCCAAGGAGCUCUUCCUGCUGAGGAAGACCCUGGAGGAGAUGGAGCUGAGGAUCGACACCCAGAAGCAGACCAUGAGUGCCAGGGACGAGUCCAUCAAGAAGCUCCUUGAGAUGCUGCAGAGCAAAGGUCCAUCCGCCAAAGUCUCCGAGGAGGACCAGGAGCGGACCAGGAGGCUGGCGGAUGCAGAGAUGCACAGACACCACCUAGAGAGUCUGCUGGAGCAGAGAGACCGAGAGGUCUGCGCUCUGAGGGAGGAGUUACACCGGCGCUACGAGGGGACCCCUGAGUCCACCAAGACCAAGGCCCUCCAGACAGUCAUCGACAUGAAGGAUGCUAAGCUGAUCUCCAUGGAGCGCAAUCUGCGGGACAUGGAGGAGGAGAUGCUGAUGCUGAAGUCCAACGGCUUGCUGAGCUGCGAGGAGCGCCAGGAGGAGAUGAAGCAGAUGGAGGUCUACCGCAGCCACACCAAGUUCAUGAAGAAUAAGAUGGAGCAGGUGAAGCAGGACCUGUCCAGGAAGGACACAGAAAUGCUGGGCCUGCAGACCAAGCUGGAGACCCUCACCAAUCAGUUCUCAGACAGCAAGCAGCACAUUGAGGUGCUCAAGGAGUCGCUGACCGCCAAGGAGCAGAGGGCUGCGAUCCUGCAGACAGAGGUGGACGCCCUCCGCCUACGUCUGGAGGAGAAGGAAGCCACGCUCAACAAGAAGACCAAGCAGAUCCAGGAGACGUCCGAGGAGAAGGGCACCCUGAACGGGGAGAUCCACGACCUCAAGGACAUGCUGGAGGUGAAGGAGCGCAAGGUCAAUGUCCUACAGAAGAAGAUUGAGAACCUGCAGGAGCAGCUUCGGGACAAGGAGAAGCAGAUGGGCAGCCUGAAAGAGAGGGUCAAGUCUCUGCAGGCAGAUACCUCCAACACGGACACCGCCCUCACCACGUUGGAGGAAUCCCUCGCUGAGAAGGAGCGUAUCAUCGAGCGGCUGAAGGAGCAGAGAGACCGGGACGACCGGGAGAAAGGUGAAGAGCUUGACUGCAACAAGAAGGAGCUGAAGGAGUUGAAGGAGAGGGUGAGCGUGCUCCAAGGAGACCUGUCAGACAGAGAGACCUCUCUGCUGGACCUGAAGGAACAUGCCUCAUCACUGGCCUCCUCUGGGCUGAAGAAGGAUUCCAAGCUGAAGAGUCUAGAGAUCAAUCUGGAGCAGAAGAAGGAGGAAUGUCACAAACUGGAGAGCCAGUUUAAGAGGGCCAAGAACGCUGCCCUGGAGGCCCUGGCCAACACGGAGCUGGCCGAGCGCAUCAGCUGCCUGGAGGAGGAGGUGGCCCGCCACAAGGAGGACUCAGGGAAGGCGCAGGCCGAGGUGGACCGCCUGCUCGACAUCCUGAGGGAGAUGGAGAACGAGAAGAACGACAAGGACAAGAAGAUCAACGAGCUGGAGAGUCUGGCCUCCAGGCAGAUGAAGGACCAGUCCAAGAAGGUGGCGUCGCUGAAGCACAAGGAGCAGGUGGAGAAGAGCCGCAACGCCCGACUCAUGGAGGAGGCGCGCAAGAGGGAGGACAACAUGUCGGAGAGCUCCCAACAGGUCAAGGACUCCCUGCGGCACAAGGCGGAGCGCAUCGAGGAGCUGGAGGAGGCUCUGAGGGAGAGCGUGCAGAUCACGGCGGAGAGGGAGAUGGUGCUGGCCCAGGAGGAGUCCGCCCGCUCCCUGCAGGAUAAGAGGAUGCACUCAUUCAAACCAAUGCAUGAGUCUCACCUCACCCACUUACAGUGGUCCAAGAUGGAGGAACUCCUGGGGGCCAUGGAUAAGGUGAAGCAUGAGCUGGAUUCCAUGAGGGCCAAGCUGGCCUCCACCCAGCAGUCCCUGUGUGAGAAGGAGACCCACUUGACCACCCUGCGAGCCGAGCGCCGGAAACACCUGGAGGAGGUGCUGGAGAUGAAACAGGAGGCGCUGUUGGCUACCAUUAGCGAGAAGGACGCUCACAUCGCGCUGCUAGAGCUGUCCUCCUCCAAGAAGAAGAAGACUCAGGACGAGGUGGCGCAGAUGAAAAGGGAGAAGGACCGGCUGGUGCAGCAGCUCAAACAGCAGACUCAGAAUCGAAUGAAGCUUAUGGCAGAUAACUAUGACGAUGACCAUUUGAAGACGGCCCCUGAUCAGACCAAUCACAAACCUUCUCCUGAUCAGAUGAUCCCCCCUCUGUUAGCCCUCGCCCAGAACCGCAGUAAACUCAAGCUCUACAUCGCCCACCUGACCGACCUGUGCCACGACCGCGACCCCAGCAUCCUCAGCCAACUCACCCCGCCCUCCCACUAUCACCAUGCUGACCCCCCAGCAUGGGAGGAGGAGCUGAAGAAGAUGACCCUUGACCAGCUGGAGGGGGAGCUGGAGGUCUGCGAGAGGGAGAGCGGGGAGCUCCAGGAGUACGCCAACGUGGUUCUGCAGCAGAUCGCCGACUACUGUCCUGACAUCCUGGAGCAGGUCGUCAACGCACUCGAAGAGUCGUGCUGACCUCUCGACCCCGAUCCCUGCCCACCUCCUUCAGGCUUCAGAUAAACCCUUGAGCUCAGUCCCUAGCACAGCGGUAGUCGACGGAGCCGUCCCAUGUCAACCGGGGCCCGGUGUGGGGUGUGGGGUGGAAAGCGAUGAUCAUCCAAAAGCCUGGACAUAUCUUUCCUCUCCUGGGUCUCCUGAGUGUUUCUGAUUAUUAUCUACAUUUAGAUGAAGAACUUGGAGGCUAAUCUAGGUUCUGGGUUCCCGUCUUCAUACACCUCGCCUCCACUGUUCCUCUCGUUAUGAUGGAUGAUGGCGUUAAUGUUGAGCACAAUUUGUUUUGAGGCAUGCGGUGUUGUCCACGGUCAGAGUAGAUAACGGAAACCCUUAGGCCCUAGGGGAGACCUCUAGAUAAGAAGAGGGAAGAUCUGGGCUGAUUCUUGGAGUGUUGAUGCUUGAGGCUUUUGUAUUUAAUCUUUUUUUAAUAGUUAAUUUCAAUUAUUUUCCUGUGUUCCUAAAGUAUUACAUCGGAAGCAGUGGCUGUUCAUCGUAAUUUAUACUAUCUGUCGAGACUAGUCAGAAGUCAAGAUAUUCUUAGAUGAUCAUUUAAACACUGAAACACACAAAUCUAUGCUUUAAACCAAAAACAAGUAUGUUUUCCAAAUGUCCCCUUGUGAUAUUUGGAUUUUUUUAUUGCCAGAAUUAUAUUUAAGUUAACUGGAGUUUUGGGUUUGGGCUCAGUUAAAAGCAACACUACAGACCAGGGGCGUGCACGGGGUGUGUUGGGACAGCAGUCUGGCCACUGUAGCCCCCUCUCUCUCUCUGCACGCCCAUGCUACAGAACACAUGAAGCCCAGACUAGAUUUAAAAGAGGGAAGAAAAUCAGAGCGAGGCUGUAGCUCUGCACUAAAUGUCACUAAAUAAAGAUUUUACUCCAGAAGUUUUUGCACACAAUGUCCAUGUGUUUUAUGAGGUAUGCAACGUUGUUGAGUCCCAGUGGCCUUGGAGCAUGCACAGUAAUCUGUUGUGGACCUUAUGCAGGGAUGUGUAGUCCUCUGUACCAGCGGUGCUAAGGCAUGAUGGAAGAGUAUGUUUUUCCAUCCAACCUAGUAACCGUUUGACCACAAUUCCUAAGUGUUUUUUGUAUGGACCCCACUUAAAAGCCCUAGUUUUUUGUUUUUAUUUGAAUUUGUGAAAAGGCGAGGGAUGUUGUUCCUGUUAUGGUUUUUCUCCCUAAUCAUGUGUAGGUACCAGUUGGGGUUCUUUCUUGUAUUUCCAGAAAAAUGGUUGACCUUAUUACCACCAGGGAUUCGUACUGUUUAAUCUUCAGGGCUCAUGUUUUGAUUGUGCUUUGGCAUUUACAGCUCAUGUAAGUCCGUUUUUGGCAGAUUUUGAAUUUUUAGAUCAGUUUGUAAAUAACUUGAUAAUUAACACGUUAAGUGACUGGAUAUAGAUGAUUUAGUGGAAGAUUUGCAUUUAAAAAAACAUAUAUAUGACAAGUUAAAAGCGGUGCAGUUGUCUUUUUUGUUUGUAUAAUUUUGUCUUCAAGACAGAAUGUGUGACAGUACUGCCAUAAAUUGCAGAAGUCAUGAUCUAUAGAUAUACAUAUAUAAAAAUGUUAACCAUAUGAAUAUGCAUUGAAUGUUUGCACAGAAUCCUGAGGAGUGAGUUGCUCUCAAUAAAAUGGCUGUUAAGUGUUGAGAGAAAAUGUGUCAAAAUACAACCUUUUGUGUCAAUACGUGAACUGCAGAUGUUUCGAACCGUGAUUAGUGAUGGAAAAGUAGUUUUCGUGCAUUAUCCUCUAAGUUAUACAUUACCCCAAAAUAUAUUUUUAGUUUGUUCGUAUUCCAAUCUUUUUCCAGACCCUAGUGUUAUAUUUGAGAAGGCUGUACAAAAAUAAGUGUCUAGUGUGGCCUGUCUGUUAGGAAUGGAGGUUGUGUAAGAUGCAUAUUGGUCCAAGUUCUAAAUGUAUUGAAAGAUGUAAGAGUCUAAUGUUUCAUAAUCCAUGAGGACGACAAUAAUUGACCCAACCACAUCACUGGUCUGGCCAAAGUUUGUCAGCCGGGUUAGAUUUAACCUUCAUUACACACCUUCAAAAAUAAUAACGCUUCUUCGUUAGGCCUUCAUUUUCCUGCCCAAGCCUUAACUGUUGCCUCAUUGUCAUGUCGUUUUGUUGAUGUCUACGUUUGUAAGAGAAAUGUACUGCCUUGUUUGUGUUAUGAAAUCAAACCAUGUAAAAAGAAAGCUAAACAGACAUGUUUGAGUAUUUUCAUUUUGUAUGUAUGUAAAUAAAUAUAUCUUAUCAGUCUUGGAA
This is a messenger RNA of Gadus morhua (Atlantic cod), 6094 nucleotides long. RefSeq names its product ELKS/RAB6-interacting/CAST family member 1a (gene erc1a). The record is from RefSeq and is a predicted model, not a curated record. Lineage: Eukaryota; Metazoa; Chordata; Actinopteri; Gadiformes; Gadidae. Gene Ontology annotation, cellular component: cytoskeleton of presynaptic active zone. The coding region runs from base 400 to 3798 and encodes 1132 amino acids. The transcript is spliced from 22 exons. Gene Ontology annotation, biological process: neuromuscular synaptic transmission; regulation of synaptic plasticity; maintenance of presynaptic active zone structure. Gene Ontology annotation, molecular function: structural constituent of presynaptic active zone.